This is a messenger RNA of Penicillium macrosclerotiorum, 1257 nucleotides long. Its product is annotated as NAD(P)/FAD-dependent oxidoreductase. Gene Ontology annotation, cellular component: cytoplasm. The transcript has 3 exons. The record is from RefSeq and is a predicted model, not a curated record. Gene Ontology annotation, molecular function: flavin adenine dinucleotide binding; electron-transferring-flavoprotein dehydrogenase activity. Bases 1 to 1257 code for a protein of 418 amino acids. NCBI's taxonomy places the organism in Eukaryota, Fungi, Ascomycota, Eurotiomycetes, Eurotiales, Aspergillaceae.
AUGCUAGGCCAUGUCUUCCUUCUCGGAAAAAUUGUGGCCGUCAUUUUCCGCCAGACUUGGGCCCAACUACGAUUGCAGUGGAUUUCACGAAUCCACCGAUGGACAUAUUCACCGGGAUCCCGGCCCAAGAACAUCGUCGUCGUUGGCGCAUCAUUCGCUGGCUACCAUGCAGCUCGAUGUUUGGCAAACUCUGUACCGUCUGGCUACCGAGUGGUCGUGAUCGAGAAGAACAGCCAUUUCCAAUUGACAUGGGUAUUGCCGCGAUUCUGCGUGGUGAAUGGCCAUGACAACAAAGCCUUCAUUCCAUACGGCCACUACAUCCAAGCUCCAGAAGGAUCCUGCAGCUGGGUUAAAGACACAGUGAAAGCUGUCCUACCGAAUAGCGACAGUGCGACAGGAGGCCGAGUGCAACUGGCGUCAGGCGAAUAUAUUGCCUAUGAAUAUCUCGUGUUGGCCACCGGUGCCUCGGCCAGCCUUCCAUCAAGAGUAUCUCAGACAGACAAAAUCAACGGCAUGGAAGCAAUCGGAAAACAGCGACAGGCAUUGGAGCGUGCUCAAGACAUUGUCAUCGUCGGAGGUGGUGCUGCGGGCAUCGAAUUGGCAGCCGAUGCCAAGGUGCAGUUUCCGCAAAAGAAUGUCACUUUGAUCCAUUCAGGUAGGACUUUACUCCACAAGGGCUUUGGAGUGAAGAUCCAGCAUUCUAUCCGACAAGAAAUAGAGGCUCUGGGGGUAACUUUGGUGCUGGGAGAGCGACCAGCGCUUCCAGACGAUGCAACUACUUCAGGCGUCAUUACCCUAGCAGGAGGAGAAGUAAUCCACUUUGACUGCUUGAUCAAAUGUAUUGGACAGAAACCCAACUCGAAGCUAUUACACUUUCUAUCACCAGGGGCCUUUACGGCCUCCGGACAUAUCCGAGUAAAACCGUCGCUUGCAGUUGAGGACGAUUCAUUUCACCAUAUCUAUGCAGCAGGUGACGUUAUUGACACUGGUGCAGCUAAGAACGGGCGAAGUGCCAUUGAGCAAGGCUCGUAUGUCGCGCGAAAUAUCGUCUGUGCGAUUGAGGGCCAGCCUCAGAUCCAAUACGAGCCAGAAUGGUGGGAGAGUUCGACUAAACUUACGUUAGGCCUAAACAAAGGCAUAAUUUACACGUCUGAUGGACGGACUGAGUGGGUAAUCUCAUCGGGCAAGCCGAAGAUUGAACUUGAUAGCCCUCGAGUUUGGAAGUAUUUCGGCGCAACGCCAUAUGUUGAUCAAUGA